This is a messenger RNA of Periconia digitata, 8194 nucleotides long. The record is from the annotation of a GenBank genome assembly. Lineage: Eukaryota; Fungi; Ascomycota; Dothideomycetes; Pleosporales; Periconiaceae.
UAUCCCAUUAACGAGCUAUCUCGCGACGCCUCAAUCGACCCCCCACCAUACAAGCCCCGCGCUUCAUCUUAUGGACACCGUCACACUUGGAGAUACAUGAUGGCCGCAGACGAGGUGAACAGCGCGCCUGCUGCCAUCGACCGCACAAAUCUGCGGCAGGCGCUGAUUCAGAGCUCCACCAAGCGAAGAAUUGCAGAGCUCUCGAGCUUACAACACCAGCUGCAAGAGAACACCCUCGCAAACCCCGAUCUUAAAUCCGUCCUCGAGCUUCUUUUCGAAACCUACCCACUCUACAUUGACCGCGAAUCAAGACGAGCUGUGGAACAUGUCCUCAUAUCUCUUGUUCACGGUCCCAAUGGCGCCAUUGCUCUGCCUGCGGUGGUCAAUUUCUUGAAGCGGGAGUGCUCCAAGAAGGGCGUGGCCCACGUAAACGCCUUCGUUUUGAACGACUGGUGCUCUGUGCUGCUGCUGGAAUUCGCGAAAGCGCCUACAACAACACUAUGGGAGAAUCACGGACUAGACGUGGCCCUAGCGAUGGCAAGAGCUCUGGAAACAUGCUUAAGCACUGGAGAUGAUCGCCGCGGGAGGCGCAUUCAGGACUCUGCAAUUGUCUCGGCACGAAGGGCUUUGCGUCACCUUGUUACACGCAAAGACUUGACGGAUCAAGUGCUUAACAAGCUGGUGGAUACCCUUACUGCCAAGGGCUCAACAGCUGGAAACGCCGUGCUUCUUGGGGUCAUUGCUGGUGUCUGCUCCCGCAAACCAUCAGUAAAGCCUACUCUGGAACGCCACAAACAAGCAUACUACACUUUCUACGUGCGUGAUAUAGUUGGCUCGCGCACUCAAUUACCCGACUACAUUUCUCAUGCCCUUCACGACUUUUUUGAAGCAUUUGUUUCAUUCGAAGAAUUACGCACAGAGAUCAUCGCGCCAAUUCAAAAAGCACUGCUUCGAGCUCCCGAAGUGGUCCUGAAUGACAUUGUGUCGCCCAUGAUUCUGGCUUUACCUGAGUCAAUGGAUCUCUCCGAAGUUCUUCUAGACAAUCUCAUGAAACCUCUGUUAUCGAAUAUCAAGGCUACAAACCCUGCCACCCGCGCCGGUGCCCUGCGGACCUUCCAGGCUAUCGCAUCGCGUUCUACCAAUGAAGCUGCUGUUGGAAAAGUAACCGAUGAGAUUUUGAAUCCUCUAAAGCAAGGUAAAGUCAGCGGAGUAGACCAAAAGGUCAUGCAUGCACAGAUGCUGUCAGCUCUGCCUGGAUCCGUUUCCUUAUCGCAAAAGAUACCCUCCAGCAUUGCUGCUGUCGCGUUGAAGGAGCCCAAUGAAGCUGCAGUGAUUGCACAAGUUUCUGCUUUGUCUAAACAUCUUGCUUUUGGCAUAGCCAACGGUGUUGUAUUGGAGAAGCCUGUUUCAGAUGCAUUCAUCAAAGGCAUGGCUGAUAAGCGUAUCCCUAUUCGACGACUCUGGGCUAUACGCACAGCUGACCUCUGGUGGAGUUUUACUCUUACUCAGUUAUCUCAACCAGACAUUUUGACUUUCUGUCAAGAGACACUCCCAAAGCUUUUGGAGAUUUGGCAAGAAGUCAUCGCAAACCCUGUCCCUGCAACCCAAAAUGGGUUGGUAACCGUGGCUCAUUAUGUAACAGCUCUACUCUCCAAGAUCCGUACGACAGAUGACGCCAAAUUGGCAGCUGCCUACAAAAAGUCUGAUGUCAUCUCUCAAUCUCUGAUGUUGAAGCCUAAACCUUCUUUCUUACUCAACCCCCGCGUCUACUCCAAACUAACGACUGAGGAAGAUGUCACUAUAGCAGUACGCGCGUUGUCAGCAGUUGCACCUUGGCUUUCAGAGGACAGCGUUUCGACUGAUGCGCAAGAAGCUUGGGCACACGCAUUUAUAUACUCUAUAGUUUCCAGCAGUAUCUCAGGGAAAGCGAGAUCGGCCGCAAAAUCUGCGUUGACGGAAGUUUAUGCUCGGGCACCAACUAAAGUCAGUAACGUUAUUGUUGCUGGUCUGUGGUCAUGGUACAAGGCCGAUGCACAAGGCGACAAAGAGAGUGCUGCUAUCGCGGCCAAGACUGGAUCAUCUGAGCUCUAUUCAGUACUCGGAUGCAUAUGUCUCCCAGAAGAGACUUCCAAUAAGCUUGCCGUCAAACUUUCUACCGAGGAAAAGCAAGAGCAGUCGAUAAACUUGCUUGUGCUAGCACGGCCAGAACUUCUACCACGAACAUCAUGGAUCGAUACUACCCUGCGAAUGGGAAUUGACCCAGGCCAGCUUGUUCAAACACGUCUUGAGGACUGUAUGAAAUUGAUAUAUAAGGCGACAGUGAGCAAGGAUGGCGACACGUUCCCAGCCAUCCCACAAGCUGCAUACAGCGCGUAUACAGAUCUGGCCUUUGUUGCACCAGAUGUUGCCCUGCCAGUAAUUGUUGAGCAGUUUAGCGAUGAUCUAAAUCCCGAACAGCUUGAAUCGAUUGGCCCCACUGAGGCUGCCAUUUUCCGCACGCCUGAAGGAACCGCAUACGUUGAUGUGCUCUCGAAAAAAGCUCCUGUCGUAAUAGACAAGAAUACCAAAGACUAUGAUACGUUGAAAUGGGAGGAAGAGUUGCGAGCACAACUGGCCCAAAAAACCGGCCAGAAAAAGAAGCUGACACCUGACGAACAAGCCAAAGUCAACGCUCAGCUGGCGAAAGAGUCCAGCAUCAGGCAUGCUGUUACUUCUGUUGAACACAAGAUGCGGCGUGGGGUUGGCAUCAUUCAUAGUCUGGCUACCGGCCCGCCAACUGAGGCAGAACGGUGGAUGGGCCCAGCAGUGGAGCUAUUAAUCCAGAUUGUGCGAGCCGGUGCAGGUCUACUUUUGGGCGACCUACCCGCGACAGCUUUCGUGAAAUGCUCAGAGCGGAUUUCAACACGCUUAGGGGCAUUGCGACCUUUCGUCGGCAUUGCUACUCUGAGAACAAUUGGCUCCAUUCAAAUAUCAGCUGGCUUUGAUGAAGAAGAUCUUGGAGAUCUUGUCACCAGGGUUCUGUAUCGCUUGCGAUUCAUGAGUGAACAGCGCCCUCUAGAUCCUGUUUCACUUGCCUACUGCUUCCCCCUCGUUUUUCUUGUCUUGGAAAAAGGUGGGAUCGCAAAGCCUGCGCCCGAGGAAGCUGAUGAGCAGUUGAUUCUUGCUCUCGAAUUUUUGUUGUUCCACACCAACUUCUGCUCGGAUAACCGUCUUCCACGUAAACAUUUGAUUGAGAUUUUGAUCUUCUCGAUGCAAAGUUACAACCAGCACUACAAGCUAGUGAAAGACUGCAUAAUGGAUCUCGCACGCGGGCUCGCACCUACCAUUACUAACGAAGAACUGGGAGCUCUCUUGAAAGGAACCAUCGUCCCUGAGGUCGCAGUACGCACUACAGUACUACAAGCAAUUGACAAUGAACUCGACCUGGAUGACUUUGAAUUCAGUGAUGAGGUAUGGCUGGCUUAUCACGAUGAUGUAGAGGAAAACGUGGAGUUGGCCAAAACUAUCUGGGAAGACAAUGCGCUGGAGCUGAACGCGGGGGUUGCAAUCAAGAUGGCGCCAUAUCUGGACUCACCCGACAAGCAACUUAGACGUGCUGCCGCCCGUUCAAUUGGGGAUACAGUCUCCAAAUACCCGGAUAUCUUCCAUUCCAUUCUGGCUACCUUGCAAGAAACGUACAAAGAGAAGGCAAAACCACGUGUGCCCGAGCGAGACGAGUAUGGUAUGCCGCGUAAGGUCGAUCUUCGGGAUCCCUGGGAGGCUCGAGAUGGUAUUGCCCUCGCGUUUAGGGAACUGACUAGCUGCUUCAAAGAAGACGAUUUGGUCAACUUCCUGGAGUUUAUGAUAUACAAUGGCCCUCUGGGUGACCGUAGUGCCACCGUGCGAAAUGAAAUGGUGGAGGCAGCGGCAUCUGUCAUCAGAAGCAAAGCGCAAUCAAAAGUGGAGCCUCUGAUGGAACUUUUUGAGAACGCACUGGAGGGACCAGACCGCAAAUCCGAGAUGUACGACGAAGUCAACGAAGCUGUCAUUAUUCUGUAUGGUGCGUUAGGCCUCCAUCUCAAAGCAGGCGAUGAGCGCGUACCAAAAGUCGUUCAGCGGCUGCUGGCCACUUUGAGCACACCAUCGGAGACUGUCCAAUAUGCAGUAGCACAAUGUCUCCCACCUCUAGUAAGGACAUCCGAGCAAGAGCUCUCGACCUAUGUCGAGAAAAUGCUGGAGCAGUUGUUACAAUCCAAGAAAUACCCCGCCCAGCGUGGUGCUGCAUAUGGACUGGCGGGCAUUGUCCGCGGUAAAGGUGUCAAAGUACUCAAGGAGUACCGUAUACUUUCUACACUGCGAGGCGCCGCUGAGAACAAGAAGGAAGUUCACCAAAGGCAGGGAGCGUUCCUGGCAUACGAGCUAUUUUCUCUGAUCCUUGGGCGCAUCUUCGAACCUUACGUCAUAGAACUUGUUCCUCAGCUCCUCGCUGGAUUCGGUGAUUCCAGCGCUGAUGUCAGAGAAGCCUGUCUAGACGCUGCAAAGACUUGUUUCUCGACACUUUCCUCCUAUGGCGUGAAACAGAUCUUGCCAAUUCUUUUGGAAGGCCUGGAUGAUCACCAAUGGCGAAGCAAAAAGGGAGCAUGCGACUCACUGGGGGCUAUGGCGUACCUUGACCCCCAUAUGCUCUCACUGAGCUUGCCUGACAUUAUCCCACCCCUCACAACUGUUUUGACUGACAGUCACAAAGAAGUCCGCGCGUCCGCCAACCGAAGCUUGCAGCGAUUUGGUGAAGUCAUCAGCAACCCUGAGAUCAAGAGCGUUGUCAACAUUCUCCUCAAAGCUCUUAGCGAUCCGACAAAACAUACCGAUGAUGCACUCGACAAACUGAUCAAGGUCCAAUUCGCGCAUUAUCUCGAUGCUCCCUCGCUUGCCCUUGUAGUACGAAUCUUGGAACGAGGCUUGGGUGACAGGUCUGCAACGAAACGCAAGGCUUCACAAAUUAUCGGUAGUUUAGCUCAUCUUACGGAGCGGAAAGACCUCAUCUCACAUUUGCCGGUGCUGGUCAGCGGCUUACGGGAAGCUAUCGUUGACCCAGUGCCGACCACUCGUGCAACAGCCUCCAAAGCGUUGGGUUCGCUUAUGGAAAAACUUGGAGAAGAUGCGUUGCCAGAUCUUAUCCCCAGUCUCAUGGCUACUCUCAAAUCCGACACUGGUGCCGGAGACAGACUGGGUUCCGCACAGGCUCUUUCCGAAGUUCUUGCCGGUCUUGGAACAGGGCGUCUCGAGGAAACACUUCCAAGCAUAUUGCAGAAUGUUUCCAGCAGCAGGUCAUCCGUACGCGAAGGUUUUAUGUCAUUAUUCAUCUUCUUGCCUGCGUGUUUCGGGAACAGCUUUGCAAACUAUCUCAGCAAGAUCAUUCCACCCAUUCUUGGUGGUCUCGCAGAUGACAUUGAAUCUAUCCGCGAAACUGCACUUCGCGCUGGCCGUCUUUUGGUCAAGAAUUUUGCUACCAAAGCUAUUGAUCUUCUGCUACCCGAAUUGGAGCGAGGCCUAGCAGAUGACAGCCACCGAAUCCGACUCAGCUCUGUCGAGCUUGUUGGAGACUUGCUAUUCAACCUGACUGGUAUCAGUAGCAAGGUUGAUGACGACGAAGCUGAAGAAGGAGCGAAAGAAGCUGGCCAGUCCCUACUCGAAGUCCUUGGAGAAGAAAAGCGCAACAAAGUGCUCUCGGCACUUUACAUCUGCAGGUGCGAUACCUCUGGUCUUGUCCGAUCAGCAGCAAUCAAUGUCUGGAAAGCGCUCGUGGCAACUCCUCGCACUCUGCGCGAGCUCAUUCCCACUCUUACCCAGCUCAUUAUUCGCCGUCUUGCCAGCUCAAACAUGGAGCAGAAGAUCAUUGCUGGCAACGCUUUGGGUGAACUUAUACGGAAGGCUGGAGACGGUGUUCUCGCAAGUUUACUACCUACGCUGGAAGAAGGAUUGCAGUCGACCGAUACGGACGCUAAGCAAGGCAUCUGUAUGGCUCUCAAGGAGCUCAUUGGUGCCGCCUCUCCUGAGCAGCUGGAAGAUUAUGAAGCAACCUUGAUUUCCGUUGUGCGGUCCGCACUGGUGGAUCCCAACGGCGAAGUUCGUGAAGCGGCUGCUGAGGCAUUUGAUUCUCUGCAAGAAGUGCUCGGCAAGAAGGCCAUUGAUCAAGUGCUACCUAACCUUCUCCACCUUCUGCGAGAUGAAGAUGAGGCUCAAAAUGCCUUGUCUGCCCUCCUUACUCUUCUCACUGACAACGCAAGAUCCAAUAUCAUCUUACCUAAUCUAUUGCCAACACUGCUUAAAUCGCCCAUGUCAGCGUUCAAUGCUAGAGCAAUUGCCUCUUUGGCCGAUGUCGCCAGCGGUGCCAUGACUAGACGACUACCAAACGUUCUCAACACUAUCAUGGACAACAUAAUCACCUGCAAGAACGAAGAUUUGAGAUCAGAACUUGAAACCGCCUUUGACAGUGUACUUCUCUCCGUUGACGAAUUUGACGGUCUCAACACAGCCAUGAGCGUCAUGCUUGCAUUGGCCAAGCACGAUGACGAAAAGAGACGCGCGAGAGCUGAUAUGCACCUGGCCAAGUUCUUUGAAGAGACUGAAAAUGACUUCUCACGAUACUACCCCAACCUCAUCUCAGCCCUGUUGGUAUCAUUUGAUGAUAGUGACAAGGAAGUGGUCAAGGCUGCAUGGACCGCGUUGAGUGCGCUUACCAAGCAACUGCGCAAAGAAGAGAUGGAGACACUUGUUUCUUCGACGAGGCAGACCCUGCUGCAAGUUGGUGUUGCAGGCUCUAACCUGGCUGGUUUCUCAUUGCCCAAGGGUAUCAUGGCCAUCCUACCUAUCUUUGUGCAAGGUCUUAUGAACGGAUCCAUGGAGCAGCGAAUUCAAGCUGCACUCGCUAUAUCGGACAUUGUCGACCGCACAGAUGCCAAAGCUUUGCAGCCUUUCGUUACUCAAAUCACUGGACCACUCAUCCGUGUGGUUACAGAACGAUCGCCUGAAGUCAAGGCCGCUAUCCUACUCACGCUUAAUAAUUUACUGGAAAAGAUUCCUACAUUCCUCAAGCCUUUCUUGCCACAGCUCCAGCGAACAUUCGCAAAGUCUCUAGCAGAUACUUCGUCGGAUCUACUGCGUGCACGAGCUGCUAAAGCGCUUGGUACCUUGAUCAAGCUCACUCCCAGGGUUGAUCCCCUCAUCGCAGAAUUGGUGGCUGGCUCAAAGACAACUGACCAGGCUGUCAAGGCUGCUAUGUUUAAGGCGCUAUACGAAGUGGUGAGCAAAGUGGGCAAGAACAUGAAUGAAGCUAGCAGAACGUCAAUUUUAGGGCUCAUUGACACGGAUGCCGAUGAAUCUGAUGACACCAUGGCUAUGACGAAUGCCCGAUUGCUUGGUGCGCUCAUCAGUUGUCUCCCCGCAGAGACUGCUGCCGGUGUGAUUAAAUCCCGGGUUCUCACCACUCACUUCAGCAAGGCGUCAAUACUUGCACUGAACGCAACUCUUGUCGACUCACCUGACACGCUGAUCGAGACAUUCCCGGACGAAACUGUACACGUCAUCGCUCAAGGUAUCGCACACUCACAGCCGAGCAUCUCGGACAAUUCCGUCCUAGCCGCAGGCAAGUACCUUUUGGUAGAGAACAGCAACAAAACAUACGAUCACACCAAGCCCUUGUUUGAGGCUUUGGCGCCAGCAAUCGAGCCUGGAAACGCGGCAGAUACCCGACGCCUCUCGCUCGUGGUACUAAGGACGAUAGCAAGACAGCACAACGAGCUGGUGCGGCCGCACAUCCCACUGCUCACGGCACCUGUAUUUGCUUCUGUUCGUGAUCCUAUUAUACCGAUCAAGCUCUCGGCCGAAGCUGCUUUCCUAGCCAUCUUCUCCGUCGUGGAUGAAGGCAGCGCAGUGUUUGACAAGUACAUGUCUGGACCAGGCAAGAGCCUCACUACGGGUCAACAGCGCAGCAUGGGCGAUUAUUUCAAACGUGUCGCACUCCGACUUGCAGCGCAAGCGAAAGAGCGCAGAGAAGCCGAAGGGGGUGCUGGCGGGUUGGGCUUGUCCAGCGACGAAAUGGAAGACGAGAGAGAACUGUGGAGUGUGGGGAUGGUGGAGCUGACGGAUGUUUUUGGCGAUGAUUCUUGAGGUAUAUUCAGCAUAACAGUAAAAAUAUUGAGAAAAGCUUGGUCAU